This is a messenger RNA of Clunio marinus, 216 nucleotides long. Lineage: Eukaryota; Metazoa; Arthropoda; Insecta; Diptera; Chironomidae. The record is from the annotation of a GenBank genome assembly.
AUGAACAAAACGGCAACUCUCCAAGCAGGCACCCGAGAUCGCGAAGGCAGUGAAAGAAGUAAGGCCAAAAAUCGUUUAAAAUUCGAUACAGUGGCAUACAAAAGAAAUGCUCGAUUGAGUGUUUACAGUCAUGCAGCACGCUGCAGCUUACUUAGAAAAGCAAAUAAAAUGUGCUCGGCUUUGAAAAGCAAAAAAAAAUAUCUCGCAACUGUUUAA